Molecule: messenger RNA, 540 nt
Organism: Microthlaspi erraticum
Lineage: Eukaryota; Viridiplantae; Streptophyta; Magnoliopsida; Brassicales; Brassicaceae
Source: the annotation of a GenBank genome assembly
AUGACGUCUGCAAUCUUUUCUACUGUUGUCAUGUAUUGCAUUAUAACUUUUGACGGAUCCCGUGCGUCUUCUCCCGUCCAGCCACCGGUACCACCGUGGGCCUUCCCCGUCCUGCUGGACCCAGACGCCGUGGUCUGCUUCUCGGACGGUGCCUGGACGUUGGGAUCCUCCUUAGGAGGAAUGGGAUGGGUUUUUAAAGACCCUUCUGGUGCCAUUCUAGCCCAAGGCUCGGCGUCUAGUGCCUUCCUCCCUUCAGCCUUAGCUGCUGAAGCCUCUGCUAUCAAGCUUGCCCUCCUCGCUGCGAAGGCUGCUGAUUAUGAAAACUUGACUUGUUUCUCGGAUUGUCAGGAGCUGAUCCUCCUCCUCAAGACGAAUGGUCUCUCGAACGAAAUCCAGGGCCUCCUCCUGGACAUUAGGUUCCUUGUUUCUUCUUUUGCUUGGGUUAACUUCUUGUAUGUGCCUCGAGCACAAAACUCUGAGGCUGACCUCCUGGCUAAGUCCAGUCUAUCUGGAUGUGUCGCUCCCAUUGUAGGAGACUAA